This is a messenger RNA of Soboliphyme baturini, 750 nucleotides long. Lineage: Eukaryota; Metazoa; Nematoda; Enoplea; Dioctophymatida; Soboliphymatidae. The record is from the annotation of a GenBank genome assembly.
AUGGAGAAAGAAGAGCGAUUUCGAUUAGGUGAUUGGCACUUUCGCGCUUCUUCUAGUCGCAUCCUAGGAUCCGUGUGCAAAUGCAUCGAUAAAAGUGCUGCCGGCGACGGCCGGAAGUGCGAACUGUGCCGUUUCAGACAGACCCUGCAGUUGCCUUCGUUGCCGGACAUGGUAUUCGCCAGUAACGUACUGAAGAUUCGUCACAAGAGCGGCGGUGGCUUGACUUUCCGUGCCCUGGAUGCCUUGAGGCAAGAGUGGGCGCAAAACCGCCAGGACAUCGAGGUAGCCAAAAGUGUCGUCAAACCGUUCGACUGGACCUACACGACUGACUAUUCCGGAACUUUGAAGGGGUUUCAGGAGGUACCGACCGAGGAGAAAAUCGAUUACGAAGCGUUAACGAAGGUUCAGCCUAUUCUUUUCUAUCAGAGCCUGGACCUAUUCGAAGACGAACUGUCCGACCAUGGCUGUAGCAAGUUGCAGAUCAAACUGCGUUGCAUGCCGACCAGUUUCUUUGCACUGUUGCAGUUCUACCUGCGGGUGGACCGAGUUUUGGUGCGUGUUUACAACACGCGGUUCUUCUGGGGCGAAAGCAACGGCAACUCGAUCCUCAAGGAACACUCAGUCGUCCAGAAAUCAUACGACGAGAUGAGCACCGAGCAACGGGACGCGAUUAUGAACCCCUCGAAUUUCUCGGAGCUCACCAUGCCCUCGAAUAUUUCUACGUACCGACUCCAAAUGAAUGCUUCAUAA